Cryphonectria parasitica EP155 is the source of this 297-nucleotide messenger RNA. RefSeq lists its product as uncharacterized. The transcript has a single exon. NCBI's taxonomy places the organism in Eukaryota, Fungi, Ascomycota, Sordariomycetes, Diaporthales, Cryphonectriaceae. The coding region runs from base 1 to 297 and encodes 98 amino acids. The record is from RefSeq and is a predicted model, not a curated record.
AUGCAUGAUCUUGCCUUUCUGAUUAAGAUAUUGAACAGAAUUAACAAAUCCUGUAUUUGCAAACCUUCUUCCGUUCCAAAGAAUAUCCAAGAUCGAGAUCUCUUGAUUUCCUGCUUCUUGGAAAAUUUUAUUGAGAUGCUCAUCUAUUCCUAUUGCAAGGAUUAUAGUUUCAAGUUUUGCAAGGUAUUUCCCGGAGAUUCUUCUCAUUAUAUCGAAUACAUUCAAUUGAGCUGCUCCAAGUGUAAUGUUAUAAGCUCUUUCUCUGAGAAGCUUUGCAAUAUUGCUAUUCAAUAUUGA